Molecule: messenger RNA, 1497 nt
Organism: Brugia malayi
Lineage: Eukaryota; Metazoa; Nematoda; Chromadorea; Rhabditida; Onchocercidae
Gene: Bma-egl-9
Product: uridine phosphorylase family protein
Exons: 13
Coding region: 1-1497 (498 amino acids)
Biological process (GO): peptidyl-proline hydroxylation to 4-hydroxy-L-proline; cellular response to hypoxia
Cellular component (GO): cytoplasm; nucleus
Molecular function (GO): peptidyl-proline 4-dioxygenase activity; L-ascorbic acid binding; ferrous iron binding
Source: RefSeq, a predicted model, not a curated record
AUGGGUGCAACAAAUAAAAAACAAGAAUGCGCAGUUUGUGGAGCGCCAAAGUCAAUCGAUGGUAGCGCAUUAUCACAAUGUAAGCAAUGCAGUAUGGUAGUAUAUUGUGGCGAAGAGCAUCGAAAUUUUGAUUGGAAGCGGCAUAAACCGCUUUGUAAAACUGUACAAUCUCAACUAACAAGGACUACUAUUACUACCAGUACUACUACGACUACUACUAAUACUAAUACAAUAACAACAACAACAACAAUAAGUGCUACUACAACUACAACAAGUCAUGCUAGUUGUACGACAGCGACAACUGCAAAAUGUUUAGGCAACAAUUUGUGUAAGCACAUUAUUAGCACAAGCAAUCCAGACAAUCAAAUUCUUGAAAAAAUCAUUAGUACAUCGGAGAAAAUACCGAGGAAGAGAUUACUGCCAAUGAAUUGCAGGCAUUCUCAACUGAUUGAUCACUUUACUAAUCCUGUCUUCACGAUUAGCUUACAUGAUCAUUUGAAAAUACUUUCCGCAAAUGGACUAGCAGUUCAUCAACAACAAGCAGUUGCUUUGCAUCUUAAGUGCAUUGCGGAUCAUGCUAUUAAAUGUUUGAAUGAUUAUGGAUGGGCUAUUAUUGAUAAUUUUCUUGGACAAAAUCGUUGUUCUCACAUUCAUAGGGAAAUGAAUUAUUUAUACAAUAGUGGUGUCUUUAAACCAGGACAAUUGAUGGAAACACGAGUGAAUUCAAAUUCACAAAAUAUACGAUCAGAUGAGGUUUAUUGGUUUGACAGCAAUGAUGAACGAGUAAGUGUGGCAGUGACAGUUCGUUUGCUUGUCUCAAUGAUUGAUUCGACCAUUGUUCAUUUUAAUGGCCGUAUACCCUAUGAAAUUAAUGGACGCUCACGGGCAAUGCUAGCAAUAUAUCCAUCAAAUGGAACGCAUUAUGUAAAGCACAUUGAUAAUCCAAUGAAAGAUGGUCGUUGCAUUACUGCUAUUUAUUAUUGCAAUCAAAACUGGGAUGUUGAAAAGGAUGGUGGUUGCUUCAGGCUUUUUCCUGAAACAUCAGGUGUUCCAUUGGAUAUCGAACCACGAGCUGAUCGUUUAUUGCUUUUAUGGUCAGAUCGUCGAAAUCCACAUGAAGUUCGACCAGUAUAUCGAGAUCGCUAUGCUAUAACGGUUUGGUAUUUUGAUACGAGUGAAAAAUUAGCAGCAAUAGCAAAGAAGCAUAAGCAAAAUAUGGUAGAUGAAAAAGUUGAAAAUAAGCAAGAAUUGCAGCAAACCAUUCUGCUUAAUAAUGAACAGAAGUUGCAGCAAUCACGACUUUCUUCAUCAGAUAAUUUCGCAAAACGAGAAUCGGGCAUAUUGUCAUCGCAUGACAACAUUUCAAGUAAUUUUAACAUUUUUCAUCCUACCGUAUCAUCUACACAACAAUCACCAUCAUCACUACAAACCACUUUUGGAACAGAGAAGAUCAUGAAACACGGAAACGGUAUGCAAGUGCUUCAAUCAUAUUUAUGA